This is a messenger RNA of Conger conger (European conger), 1287 nucleotides long. RefSeq names its product CBY1 interacting BAR domain containing 1 (gene cibar1). Gene Ontology annotation, cellular component: ciliary basal body; ciliary transition zone. The record is from RefSeq and is a predicted model, not a curated record. NCBI's taxonomy places the organism in Eukaryota, Metazoa, Chordata, Actinopteri, Anguilliformes, Congridae. Gene Ontology annotation, biological process: cilium assembly. The transcript is spliced from 8 exons.
GUUUUCUCGUCUCACCAGACGGAAGUGACGAUUGUACACUCCUGCAAAUUCCAUGGAAACGGCGUAUUACGCUUGCAACGACAGGCAGCGGGAGGAAAAUCUCUAACAUUCACUCAACAUCAAUUAAACAAAUACAGUUGAUGUAUUGCUAUACUUAUAACCAUACAUACAGUGUUAUUAAGUAUUUACCCUUUCUCGAAGCCACGCUUUUCAAUCAUGCUCCGCGCUCCUGAUGCAAGGGCAAGAGACAGCCAAACGAGGCAGAUUCAGGACAACGUCACCAAUGUGGAGAAGCACUUCGGAGAGCUGUGCCAAAUGUUCGCUGCCUAUGUGCGCAAAACUGCACGACUUCGGGACAAAGCGGAUCUGCUUGUGAGAGAAAUCAGCAUGUAUGCAGACACGGAAACGCCACAUUUGAAGAACGGCUUGAAGCACUUUGCUGACCAACUUUCCAAAGUUCAGGAUUAUCGUCAAGCAGAGGUGGAAAGGCUUGAAGCGAAAGUCAUAGAACCUUUGAAAAGCUAUGGAACCAUUGUGAAAUUGAAAAGGGAGGACCUUAAAGCCACACAGUUAGCAAGGAACCGGGAGGCCAAACAAAUGCAGCAGCUAGACAGGAUGAGGCAGAGGAACCCCUCGGACCGCCAGAUCAUCGUAUCCUAAUCCUCCUCCACACUGACACACCUUCACACUGCCGAAAGUGAACUUCAGAGGGCCACAAUGGAUGCCACACGCACUACUCGGCAGCUGGAGGAGACCAUCGAUGAGUUUGAGAAGCAGAAAAUAAGGGACAUCAAGAAAAUCUUUGGCGAAUUUGUGACUGUUGAGAUGACAUUCCAUGCGAAAGCUUUGGAGGUUUACACCAAUGCUUUCCAGCACAUACAGAACGUGGAUGAGGAGCAGGACUUGGAGGUAUUCAGGAGCUGGCUGCAUCCCCCUGACUACCAGUCUCGGUUAGAAAUAGUUCGUGCUAAUUCCAAAACAUCACUGAAUCGGACUGGUUCAACCCUGAGUAAAUCAGGGACCUUGCAGCAACCAAUAACCCCAAACCAGCAGAGGAACAGAGGCGAUGAUGAUGAUGAAGAUGAUGAGGAGGAGGAAGAAGAUGAUGAUGAUCUUGAAGAGGUCACAGACGACGACGAUUAAUUCCGACCGCAUUUCAAUCCAAUCACUGGAUGUAUUUUGAAGCCGUUUGUAUUUGAUUCUGUGUAUAAUUUAGUAUUCCUGCAUAUCAUACAGUGUUUUAUCUCUGGGUGCACAUUCACAUAAUAAACAUUAUAUUCUUCCAAA